This is a messenger RNA of Lycium barbarum (goji berry), 3075 nucleotides long. Its product is annotated as flotillin-like protein 3. The record is from RefSeq and is a predicted model, not a curated record. Gene Ontology annotation, biological process: protein localization to plasma membrane. The transcript has 3 exons. Lineage: Eukaryota; Viridiplantae; Streptophyta; Magnoliopsida; Solanales; Solanaceae. Bases 625 to 2064 code for a protein of 479 amino acids. Gene Ontology annotation, cellular component: plasma membrane; plasma membrane raft.
AAAAAAAAAAAAAUCUAAACGUUACCACUUUUUCCUACCGUUGAUAAUGUUACGCAAUUGCUAUGUAACAGCAGCACAGCUUUAAUUAAUUGUUUUCUUGAUGAUAUAUAUUCGAGAAAUUCAUGGUUUGCUCAAUAUGAUGCAAUGUGGACCUUUUCUAAAUUGUACUUGGAGAUCAGUCUUCAUUGUUCUAUCUUGACAUUGAUUGAAACAAAAAUAUAAACAUUAAAGAAGUAAACAACCACACAAAUCAUAAUCUAAAGCUUCACUGGUCAAUUGUUUUCUAAAGUGGCAUAGUGUAUUUUUAAAGUCUGACAAUUAAUUUUUAAAUAUUCUAAUAUACAUCUUGUAGAAUACUACUUGCAUAACUUUGGAAUUUCAGAAGUUUACUUCCAAAUGUUCCGUCAACGGUGUGUUCAAUUUUGACACAUUCAUUGCAGACUCCGGUAUAUAUACCCUCUAAUCUCAUCCAUAUUCCAUCAUAAUACACUACUAAUUAGAGACAGAUUAUCGAAAAAAAUUGUUAGCUACGAAUUAUUUAGCAACAAAGUUUGUAGCUAAUCCCAAUUUUCUCUUUGUAGUGGCACCUCCAGCGCCACCUCUAAUCCACCCAAAAUACCAAAAAUGUAUAGAGUUGCAAGAGCAUCGGAGUACUUGGUGAUCACAGGGUCAGGGAUCACUGACAUAAAUAUAACCAAGAAAGCAUGGGUACUUCCAGGACAAUCAUGUACAAAGUUUGAUAUUUCCCCUGUGAAUUACACUUUUGAAGUUCAAGCUAUGAGUGCAGAAAAGCUCCCUUUUCUUCUUCCAGCUGUUUUCACAGUUGGUCCUAGAGCUGAUGAUGAGGCCAGCCUCACGAAGUAUGCAAAACUCAUCUCUCCACAUGACAAACUCUCAAACCAUGUCAAAGAUCUUGUUCAAGGUAUCAUUGAAGGAGAAACUCGAGUUCUUGCUGCAUCAAUGACAAUGGAAGAAAUAUUCAAAGGAACCAAAGAGUUCAAACAAGAAGUGUUCGAGAAAGUCCAACUCGAACUAAACCAAUUUGGACUGCUAAUCUACAAUGCAAAUGUCAAACAACUCGUUGAUGUUCAAGGACACGAGUACUUCUCAUACUUGGGACAAAAGACUCAAAUGGAAGCUGCAAAUCAAGCGAAAAUAGACGUCGCAGAAGCCAGAAUGAAAGGAGAGAUCGGCGAGAAGCUGAGAUUAGGAGAAACGCUACAGAACGCUGCAAAGAUCGAUGCAGAAACAAGGAUUAUAUCGACGCAGAGGGGAGGAGAAGGGAGGAAAGCGGAGAUAAAAGUGAGGACUGAAGUGAAGGUUUAUGAAAACCACAGAGAAGCAGAAGUUGCUGAAGCAAAUGCAGUGUUGGCAAAGAAGAAAGCAGGGUGGGCUAAAGAAGCACAAGUGGCAGAGGUGGAGGCAGAGAAAGCAGUGGCUUUGAGGGAUGCUGAGUUGCAAAAGGAAGUGGAAAGGAUGAAUGCUUUGGCCAUGACAGAGAAGCUUAAGGCUGAGUUAUUGAGCAAAGCUAGUGUUGAGUAUGAAACUAAGGUGCAAGAGGCAAAUUGGGAGCUCUACAAGAAACAAAAAGAAGCAGAAGCAUUUCUCUACGAAAAGGAGAAAGAAGCAGAAGCACAGAGAGCAACUGCGGAGGCUGAUUUCUACAGACGUAAACAGAUCAUUGAUGGAGAUUUAUAUGCAAAGAUGAAGGAAGCAGAAGGACUUAAAGCUUUAGCAGAAGCUCAAGGCACGUAUUUGCACACUCUCUUAGAAGCUGUGGGUGGGAACUACGGAGCUCUAAGGGAUUACUUAAUGAUUAGUGGUGGAAUGUUUCAAGAUCUUGCCAAGAUCAAUGGCGAGGCAAUUCAUGGCCUACAACCCAAAAUCAGCAUUUGGACAAAUGGAGGAUCUCAUGAGGCAAAUCCAGAAGGUGGUGGAAGUGCCCUAAAGGAAGUUGCUGGCAUCUAUAAAACAUUGCCACCAUUGUUUAAGACUGUUCAUGAACAGACUGGAAUGAUGCCACCUACAUGGAUGGGCACCAUAACUAAUGACUCUAGUCAAUGAUUCUAGUCCUCAUUCAAAAAAUAAUGCAAUCGAUCAAAAUGUUGCACUUUUGCUAUUUUGUUCAAAUAAGAACACCAAGAGAUUGGUCUACUAGAUUAGUGCUGGUGCAUGUGACUUGAGGCUUGCUCAGUUAAUAAAGCACAUCCACGUCUAAGCAGUAAGUCCAGAGUUUGAUUCAAUUGUUGAACUUAAUAAAGUUCAACGGCUGUUGUUUGUUUACAUCUUUUUCUUAUAUGUUGGGAUUUUUAAAUUGGGCAUCUUUGAUCAACUUUUCGAUCAAAUUAUUUAAUGGUCGAGCUUCACCAACAUCGAAAUGAAACCUAUAUCUGAGAGCUUGAACUGACAGCAGCCCCACGGAAGAACCUUUCAUUAAAUUAAUGACUAUUAAAAUAUGAAAGACAGGAACACAAAAAAUAAAUAGAAGAGCUAAACAAAAAAAACGUAGACUUCACCGCUCAGCCAGCCAUAUUACGACAUUGAUAAUUGGAUUUGAAGGAACAAAAGAAGAUUAGAAUCAGACCCCUUCCCCAGACCUAUUUAAGAGACAGAAAAAAAAAAAAAAAAAAAAAAAAAAAGGAAAUGUUGUGCUGCAAUAGAAGAAGACAGUGUAUGUACGCAACUCUAGAAUAAAACCACAAAACAAAAGAAAGUUCAAGAAGAUAGUGAACUAAGAGGAAUAUGUAGUAAGAAAAAAAGGAUAUGCGUUAACGAAUAAUGAAAUAUCAAAACAUAUUUGUUGUCCUAGUUGAUGAUCAAAAAGAAGCAACCAACAGGCGAAGGCCGAUAGCAGAAACCCAAACAGAAGAAGAAAAAGCUUCUGCUCAUUUCUCUUUUCAAGAUUUGGAUCUGGCCAAAAAAAUAUGGGCAGUAUAGAGGGCAAACAAUCAGUAGACCCCUUGGGAUAAUAAAAUUGAUAUUUCAUGGUACUGGGUAGACUCAUUAGUGCCCGACUACAAAGGACAAACUAAACAACUAGUCCAAUCGUAGAAACGUCCACUUUAAGGCCAAGGC